Messenger RNA from Pseudophryne corroboree (corroboree frog), 2272 nucleotides. It is a transcript of the gene COLQ, whose product is annotated as collagen like tail subunit of asymmetric acetylcholinesterase. NCBI's taxonomy places the organism in Eukaryota, Metazoa, Chordata, Amphibia, Anura, Myobatrachidae. Gene Ontology annotation, biological process: extracellular matrix organization. Gene Ontology annotation, molecular function: extracellular matrix structural constituent conferring tensile strength. The record is from RefSeq and is a predicted model, not a curated record. The transcript is spliced from 18 exons. Bases 443 to 1849 code for a protein of 468 amino acids.
AACUGGAGUGGAUCCUAGAUCACAUAUACAUUAUAUAAUCACUGCACGUACUGGGGACACACACUUGAGUGUAUCUUAGAUCACAUACAUCUUAUAUACUCACUGCAAGUACUGGGGACACACAGUGGAGUGGAGGGUCACACUGACAUACAGUAUACUCACUAGAAUGACUGGGGACACGCAUACUGUACACAUUAAAGUAGUGCACACAUGAAUACUGCAUAAAGGGAAAACGCAGCAGGCAGGACUCACACAGACACACUCAAGGUGGCAGACACAAGAAGCAGCAGCACUCAGAUACACACCCACUCACUGGGUGGAGGCAUCUGCUGGGUGCAUACAGACACACUGGCACAGACAGUCACUCCUGCAAAGCCAGAUUCCCCGGCUCUGCCUGGGCUCAGGUUCUCCACAGGGGUCCCUCCUGCAGCAGGCUGCCAGCAUGGUUGUGUUCAGACUGAUAGCAAUGGGAUUUUAUCUCCAGCUUUUCCUCUGUUUUGUCCUUUCUCAGACUUCCUUCAUGGACAGUGUCUUCCCAAUUCCUGCAGCUUUUCCUUCCUUUGAUCAAAAGAAACGAAGUACCAGUCAAGGAUGUUGUCUCUUAUCGCCUCCACCACCACCGAUCUUCCCACCUCCACCGUUCUUCAGAGAACGUAGGAAUACUAUAUAUGACUUGGAUUAUACAAAUUCACAGCUGGAGUUAAAGCCAACUAUUCCAUUGUGUGUGCCAGGCCCGCCGGGCCCAGAUGGACCUCCUGGACCACAGGGUCCUCCAGGGAUUCCAGGGAUAGCCGGACCAAAAGGAGAAAAAGGUGAAAUUGGCAGGCCGGGAAGAAAGGGCAGGACUGGUCCCCCUGGUGUCCCGGGAAUGCCAGGUCCUAUAGGACCACACGGAGCAAUAGGACAGAAGGGUGAAAAGGGGGAUUCUGCAUCUCUGGGAGUGACAGGCUCAAGAGGACCAAUGGGCCCCAAGGGUUUUCCUGGCAUGAGAGGAGAAAAGGGUGUGAAAGGUGAUACAGGAAUAAAUGGUCCCAAAGGUGAACAGGGUUUUAUGGGCCUCCCAGGAAUGCUUGGGCAAAAAGGAGAGAUGGGCCCAAAAGGUGAGCAAGGAGUUCCUGGAAAUAGAGGACCUACCGGGAGACCAGGGAAACGAGGCAAACAGCGGUUCCUGAAAGAUCAGAGGAUUUGUUGCCAGUGGAGGAGAUGCUGGAAUAUCUCCGGACGAUGCUCCCAAAAUGUUAGGGGAGAGAAGGGUAUGACUGGUGCCAUGGGAAUUAUGGGCCCUCCUGGUAGACCAGGUUCUACUGGUCCACCUGGACCUCCAGGACCAGGGCAACUAGUUGUUGGACCAAAAGGAGAGAGAGGAGUACCUGGACCUCCAGGUAGAUGUCACUGUAAGCACCCUCAGUCUGUGAUUGAAGAGUCAGUUAAUGGAUACAACUCUGCCAAGAUAUUUCUCGUCAACAGUCAGGAGGAGCUGGAUAGUUUGGACAUUGACAAUGCAUUAGCAUUUCGUAAGGACUUACGAUCCCUUUAUUUCAGACACACAAAUAGGUGGUUUCCUAUACAGCCGGUUUCUUCCUUAUCUGAUGCCAGUGGCACCUGUGGAGAUGGAAUUGUACAACUCGGGGAGGAAUGUGAUGACGGUAAUAAAAGUGCCACAGACAGCUGUAUAGAAUGCAAGCGUGCCUAUUGUGGGGAUGGCUUUCGGCAAGAGGGGUUAGAAGAAUGUGACGGCAAAGACUUUGGCUAUCACUCAUGCGGAACAUAUCUACCAGGAUCUUAUGGACAAUUGCGAUGCACUAUCUAUUGCUACAUUGACUCUACACAAUGCCGAUAUUUUACAUGAAAGGCAAGAGGAAAUGGGUUAGAGUGUUUUCGCGAUGUCACACAUACAUCAGGUGCUAUCGUAAAAGAAAUUCAACAAGACUGGGCAAUAUGCUAAACCUAAAGUUUAAGUGAAAGAAUUUGCUGCUAAUGGCUUUUUGAGAAUUGUAAUAAUCAUGUCUGACUGAGAGAAAUAGGACCACUGCAUCCUGUCUUACUAUAACACGCCAAACGGUACUUGCCAGCAACACCUGUUCCCAACACACCUGAAUAGGAAGAACCCUCACGGGAAUGUUAACCUCUGGGAGAACAAAUCUCAAAUCAACAGGAAUAUUAUAUAUAAGACAACAUUACCUCGACUUAGCACUGUUAAAUGUGAAAAUGAAUCCUUUUUUUAAGUUUGUUUUCUGUUGACUUGUAUUAAAUGAACACCAAAUUAUUCUGA